Limanda limanda (common dab) is the source of this 3333-nucleotide messenger RNA. Its product is annotated as protein kinase C epsilon type-like. The record is from RefSeq and is a predicted model, not a curated record. Lineage: Eukaryota; Metazoa; Chordata; Actinopteri; Pleuronectiformes; Pleuronectidae. The coding region runs from base 4 to 2295 and encodes 763 amino acids. Gene Ontology annotation, biological process: protein phosphorylation. Gene Ontology annotation, molecular function: ATP binding; diacylglycerol-dependent serine/threonine kinase activity. The transcript is spliced from 15 exons.
GCCAUGGUGGUGUUCAACGGGCAGCUGCGGAUCCGGAUCCGCGAGGCUCUGCAGCUGCAGCCCACCGCCUGGUCCCUGCGCCACGCCGCCGCCGGCCCCCGGGCGCAGGGCUUCCUCCUGGACACCUACAUGGCGCUGAACGUGGACGACUCGCGGGUGGGACAGACGUGCACGAAGCAGAAGACCAACAGCCCCGCGUGGAACGACGAGUUCACCGCGGACGUGCACGACGGGCGCACGGUGGAGCUGUCCGUGUUCCAUGACGCGCCCAUCGGGUACGACGACUUCGUGGCGAACUGCAUCAUCCAGCUGGAGGACAUCCUGCAUGAGGACAGCAAGCACUUCGAGGACUGGAUCGACCUGGAGCCGGAGGGGAAGGUGUAUGUUAUUAUCGACCUGUUGGGAUCUUCCAGUGAAGUUGCAGCCGACUCCAUCGAGAAUGAGGAGCGUGUGUUCCGGCAGCGGAUGCGUCCCAGGAAGCGUCAGGGCGCCGUCCGCCGCCGGGUCCAUCAGGUCAACGGUCACAAGUUCAUGGCCACCUACCUGAGGCAGCCCACGUACUGCUCCCACUGCAGGGACUUCAUAUGGGGCGUCUUAGGGAAACAAGGCUACCAGUGUCAAGUGUGUACCUGUGUGGUCCAUAAGCGCUGCCAUGAGCUGAUCAUUACCAAGUGUGCUGGGAUGAAGAAGCAGGACGACACAGUUGUGGAGUCAGUCGGGUCUCAGAGGUUCAGUGUCAACGUUCCCCACAAGUUCAGCAUCCACAACUUCAAAGUUCUGACCUUCUGUGAUCACUGUGGGUCUCUGCUCUGGGGUCUGCUGCGACAGGGUCUGCAGUGUAAAGUUUGUAAAGUGAAUGUGCACCGGCGCUGUGAGAGCAACGUGGCUCCGAACUGCGGCGUGGACGCCAGGGGAAUCGCAAAAGUCCUCGCGGACCUCGGAGUCACGCCGGACAAGAUCUCCAACAGUGCACAGAGACGCAAGAAGCUUCCCCAGGGUCAGGACCCCCCGCUGCAGAUUUCAGGGACGCUUCAGGUCGAAGACGACCGCUCAAAGUCCGAACCCACGUCCCCGUGUGACCAGGAUGGGAAAGAGCUGGAGAACAUCAGGAAGGCUCUGUCGUUUGACCACCGCGGGGAGGAGCACAAGACGCAUCCCCUGUCCUCGCCAUCCUCUGUUGCCGCGGUAACGGGGGACAGAGGGGAUGGAGGCGGAGCCAAAGUGGAGGGAGGAGGGACCCGGGCGAACGGUGAGGUCAAAGGUCCCAGUGCUCCAGAGGCCAGGAGGAUGAAACUGCAGGACUUUGUGUUCAUCAAGGUUCUGGGGAAAGGAAGCUUCGGAAAGGUGAUGCUGGCGGAGCUAAAAGGCAGCGACGAGGUCUACGCCGUCAAAGUGCUGAAGAAAGACGUGAUCCUGCAGGACGACGACGUGGACUGCACCCUGACGGAGAAACGCAUCCUGGCCCUCGCCAGGAAACAUCCGUACCUGACACAACUCUUCUGCUGCUUCCAGACUAAAGACCGUUUGUUCUUCGUGAUGGAGUAUGUCAACGGAGGCGACCUGAUGUUUCAGAUCCAACGAUCGAGGAAGUUCGACGAGGCGCGUUCCCGAUUCUACGCCGCCGAAGUCACGUCCGCCCUGAUGUUCCUGCACCAGCAUGGAGUCAUAUACAGAGACUUGAAGUUGGACAACAUACUACUGGACGCGGAGGGUCACUGUAAACUGGCAGACUUCGGGAUGUGCAAAGAGGGAAUCCUGGACGGAGUCACCACCACCACCUUCUGCGGGACACCAGACUACAUCGCACCCGAGAUCCUCCAGGAGCUGGACUACGGCCCCUCAGUGGACUGGUGGGCUCUGGGCGUGCUCAUGUACGAGAUGAUGGCGGGCCAGCCGCCGUUUGAAGCCGACAACGAAGACGACCUGUUUGAGUCGAUCCUCCACGAUGACGUCCUCUACCCCGUCUGGCUCAGCAAGGAGGCAGUGUCCAUUCUCCGAGCGUUCAUGACGAAGAGUCCUAACAAGCGUCUGGGCUGCGUGGUGUCUCAGGGUCUGGAGGACGCCAUUAAGCUCCACGCCUUCUUCAGAGAGAUCGACUGGACGCUGCUGGAGCAGAGGAAGCUCAGGCCGCCGUUCAAACCACGCAUCAAAACCAAAAGGGACGUGAACAACUUUGACCAGGACUUCACUCGUGAAGAGCCCGUCCUGACGCCGGUGGAGGACAACAUCAUCAAGCAGAUCAACCAAGAUGAGUUCAAAGGUUUCUCCUACUUCGGGGACGAGACUGCGGCUUAGACGCACGUGCACAUACGGUUAACUUCAUGCAUACACAUAAGAAAAAAACCUUCAAGCAAAGACACAGUAUUUAAAGAAACGUGGUCUCCGGAAUGAGACCUCCUGAACUUUUCCAGAUUCUGACCUCUCCAGGAAUUAUACUAGACCGCCCGUGUCGCUCAUCAUGGUUUCUGUGCUCUUGUUGUUUGUGUAUUGUACUGUUUUGACCGAGCUGCAUGCGAGUGCAGUUCAGACGCUGUAAGAAACGCACCGAGCUACCCCGAGAGUACGUCACAAGGAUUCUCUGAACGAAAGCUGAGCUGCAAACCAAAGCCUGCGCCGCGUUUUCAGUGUUUUGAAGGAGUUGAACGUUAGUGUGCGUGAGAGAAAAGGUCAUGUGUGUACACGAGUGCAUGCGUGUGUAGUUUCACACAUCUCGAAAGAGAAAGGCUAUCAUGUCCGUACAUGCUGUGCUGUUUCCUGUGUCUAUCUGUGUUUUAAAGAAUGUUUUUUCUUCCCUAAACUUGUAUGUGAAUGAAAAAACAAUUGAACUAAUGAUUGUAUUUAAAGAAAAACAGUAUGUUACUCAUAAUAAAAAGAGACGUCACAAGGAGACGCAAGAAAUCAAAGACUUUUCUGACGAGAUCGUGAGGAAAUAAGAGCUUUAUUUUUAAUUUAAGUCAAAACUGGCAAAUUAGACGCAAAGUUAAGAAGAUGCACCGUGACAGUGACACUUUGGCUUUUUGAAAUUUACUUUAGUUUCAUCUCAGCAGUUAUUUUCUCACUGUAGAGAGAAGGGCGGGCUGUUUUUAGCUCCUUAGCAUCGAUGGUCCAAUUAGAAAAGAAAUGUUUCCAUUAGCCGCCUGCUAACACACCCACAGUUGUAUUAUAGUCACCUUGUGUGUGCAUGUGUGUGUGCGUGUGUGUGAGAGUGUGUAGUAGCUGUGCACUGGACCUACAGUCUCCAACAUCACAAACCAAUCUCCCAUGAUUCCACUUUAAAGUCGUGGGUCAAACACAGUGGUGAAUGUGUGAUAACUGAAUGUAUUCGCUCUGCAG